This is a messenger RNA of Thlaspi arvense, 693 nucleotides long. Lineage: Eukaryota; Viridiplantae; Streptophyta; Magnoliopsida; Brassicales; Brassicaceae. The record is from the annotation of a GenBank genome assembly.
AUGGCAGAUGAAUUCCAGCGAGCUGUUCAAUCCAGCUAUGACAAUCGUCUGAGUGAUGAAACUCGAGAUAGACACCGGGAGUUUACUUUCGCAAUGGAGUCUCAGGUCUCGAAAAUCGAGAAAUCUCUCAAGGAAGCUGCGCAAUCUGAUGGCAAGGGAACUCCGAGAUGGGUGCGUUUGGACGAAGAUGAUCGUAAUGAGCUUGCCCUCUUCUUGACUGGACCAUCUGAAUCGGAAAAGAAGCAGCUUUUGGUCAAUGGUGUCAAAGUGAAUCAGCAAGUAAAGCCGCAUGGACAUAGAAGGACGGCAAGUGCUACUCCUGAUAUCGGUGCUUGGAACAUUCCGGUUUCCGAUGACGGUUUCUUGCAGAAGUCUUCCGAUGAACCACCGGUUCGACCUCCACGAAAAGUACCUAGCGUCUCUGGGUUCCUAAACUAUAUGGAACCUGGUUCCCAAAACUGCAUUAGAAAGUGGAAGGCUUUAGAUCGUCAAGGAGACUCUGACGCUGCGUUGUUGUUACCUAUCCAAGCGAACCAACAAGUCAUGAGUGGAUGUUUUGAGAGGGACAAAAGUUGUAUGGAGUGUGAGGAGGACUGUUACGAUAAGCAGCUCCACGGUUGGUAUGGAGCUUUACAGAGGCAACUUCAACGGUCUCAGUAUCGGAUGCGAUAUAGUAAUAAUAUAUUUUACUAA